Molecule: messenger RNA, 2740 nt
Organism: Ixodes scapularis (black-legged tick)
Lineage: Eukaryota; Metazoa; Arthropoda; Arachnida; Ixodida; Ixodidae
Product: sulfotransferase ssu-1
Exons: 2
Coding region: 400-1305 (301 amino acids)
Biological process (GO): sulfation
Cellular component (GO): cytoplasm
Molecular function (GO): sulfotransferase activity
Source: RefSeq, a predicted model, not a curated record
AAGACAAAGCCAAUAAUACCGAGAACAAGAAGUCUCAUUACACAAAAUCUGCAGUUCCCAGGUUUCCACUAUGCGGUCCCCUUCACUUGUCCUUUUAUCAGAGAACCCUAUUCAGUCACUCUAUCAGUCUACCAUAUCCGUGAUGUGCGAGGAGGUUUUAGCCGCUGUGGCCUUCACGGAUACCUGUUUGCGAAUCGCCGCCGUCGCCGCUUCUGUGUACCGGCUCGGGCUACGUCAUCCCGUCGACGGCACUUCACUUUCGCCGCGUAGGAUAUUGUUCGGCACGUAAGAUGGUGACUUCCUGGUGAUUCUUGUAUACCGGAAAUCAAGACUGCAAUUUAUGUCCACGAGAUAAGGAAACGUGAGAGCUGUCAGCCAAGGACGCCUCGCAGGACCAAGAUGGCUGCCCCCAGGCGCGUUCCGGCCACCCAGAUGAUUGACGGCGACAUCUGCUACAUCUACUUUGACCCAACCCUGUACCGGAAAGCCCCCAACUUUGAGCCGCAGGACGGCGACAUCAUCGAGCUGACCUACCCCAGGUGCGGUUCCCACUGGAUCCAGCAGAUCAUCCAGCUCGUCCUCGAACGGGGCGAGUCCGCAAAGACGUUCGACGAGUUCGCCAACCGCGCGCCGUUCCUCGAGAUGAACGAGCUGAAGCCCACCAAGGCCCCCCGACUAAUCCGAACCCAUUUACCCUUCGGCAAGAUCAAGUUCAGCAGGAAGGCCAAGUAUGUCUACGUCGCCCGUAACCCGUGGGACUGCUGCGUGUCAUGCUACCACCUGAUCCGGGAAACACCCUCCUGCAAGUUCGGCGACGGCACCUUCGACGAGUUUCUGGAAGCCUUUAUUCGGGCGGAGAUGGGGGCCGGUGAUUACUUUGACAACCUGAUGGCCGCCUACGAGCUCAGGGACGAGCCCAACGUCUUCUUUGUGACGUACGAAGAGCUGCAGGAACGCAAGGCAGACGUCGUGCUCAGACUGGCGGACUUUCUCGGCGAGGAUUACGGCAGGUGCCUCAGGGAGAACGACGACGUCUUUCGCCGAGUCAUGGAGAAGAGCACCGUGUCCUUUAUGAAGGAGUUCCUCAGGCCGGACCAAAAGCAGGUCCUUGUACAGCUCGGCAAGGACACGGGCUCCGCAGACGACUCCGAGACAAAGGCCGUUCUAAAUCUCGUCCGGCGGGGUACGGUGGGAGACUGGAAGACACACUUUUCGCCGGAAAACAUUGAGACGAUGCAAGCCUACAUCGAUGCCAAGACCAAAGGUUCCGAGGUCAUGAGUCUUUGGAAAGAUUUUCGAAUCUAAGACGGCGUUUCUGCGAGCUGUCCUUCUAGUUCCUCAUAUUCGCGUACGUAAACCUAGAGUAUAUCUAGGCUCACAAACUAAGAUAUUGGAUCGAAGGAAUGCAAGAGCUCACAAAUCGAGAGGUGCAUUGGGAAAAUUUGAAAAAAGCUUCCAUUUUUGACUAUGAAAGUGCUGGGAAAACGGUGGGGUGGCAAGAGGGAGAGAUGAAUGUAUGGACUGCAGCAAAUUACUAUUGCAUGUCCAAGAAGUGUGUCGGUAAGGUACAAAAAGGCACACCAAAACCUUGGUUUGGCUUCUCCAAGAAAAACAUUGUCAUUGUUUGUCGUUUCCUUCUCGGAAAGCCUGCUAUUAUGGUAGUCUGAUGGCCUCAUUCGUUACUAGUUUAAAGCCUUUUUUUUUUCACCGUGAAGUAAGCGCAGCAUUUUGGCGACCCAAAAGAUCUUCAGCAAAGCAGCCUCUUAAACAAAUGUAAUCUUAUGUACCUGGCUAGUAACUCCAGCUCCAAGGAAUAGACUAACUUAAAAAAAAAAAAAAAUACUUUCGCAAACUACGAUGCUGCAAUUCGCACCCAGGUACAAGCACUGUGUUCUUUUGUAAAAAUAUCCAAGGAAGAUAUUACCUCAAUCGAAAAUUACGGACAAAAUUUGCAAUUUUCUUCGCAAGUUCAGCCCAUUUCCCGUUAAAAUGAGAAUGCCCCCCUUUGUGUGGGUGCCGUGUUGAAAUAAAUCAAAAAGCUAAAAAAAUUUCAUAAGGGCACGGUGACACCGUCUUGAUGUCGCCCUGGGUGACCGCCCGGGCAGCCCACUCCUACAGCUGGCCUCGACUGGGACGUCUGAUUUAGCAAAGCGAUAAAAAAGGGACCAAUGCCGGAAUAAUUGCCUUCCUUUUCUAGUCGUGUUCAAUCAAAUGCGAAACUCGGCUGAAACGAAUGUUUCUUUUUGUUGGUUUCACUGAUGUUGCCUCAUAAAACAUUUGUUUUUGUGCUGUCCUGUAUAGACCAACAUGCGGCUUCGACGUCACGCUUCUGUGGUGGCGCUGUUGUCGCCACGGCGCAUGUGCAGAAGCUUCAUUACACAAAUCUGGUUUCUGCGCUCCUGCAGUGCUCACACCUGGUGUGGGCGAAUGCGGGCUUGUUUGGAAACAGCGUGUCGGUUUAUAAGCUAGUUCACCCUUGGAUAUUUUCGAACGGGAAGUUUGCACUUGCAACCACCUUCUCUGCGAAUUAAUCGAGCCAUGUCUCGUGCGAUCGAGGUUUGUGGUCUGUUGGAAAUGGGUUGAAUAAACCCCAGUGCUCAGAUGGUCCAAAGACACCUUGAUUAUAUUUUAUGUAAUGUGUAAAAUAUGCACAUUUUGCAUAAAUAUUUUAUUGAACGGACAUAACGUCAGCCUUUGCAUUGUUGUAUUUUCAAAUAAAUUAUCGCUUUCAUUGUUUCAA